AUGAGUGGUGGUUGUAUGGAUCUACGCAAACGUUGGUAUGAUCUUGUUGGCAAAUCUGAAAAAGAAGCAGUUGAAACAAUUAAACAAGAUGGUGAACAAAAUAUUGAAGUAGUCGAUGAUGGCACACCAGAAGCUGAAGCAACAAUCAAAAGUGGUUUUGUACGUGUCAUUUUAGAUGCAAAUAAAAAUGUUAAAUAUCCACCACUUCGACAAAAUUGA
Molecule: messenger RNA, 219 nt
Organism: Rotaria sp. Silwood1
Lineage: Eukaryota; Metazoa; Rotifera; Eurotatoria; Philodinida; Philodinidae
Source: the annotation of a GenBank genome assembly